Molecule: messenger RNA, 610 nt
Organism: Hibiscus syriacus
Lineage: Eukaryota; Viridiplantae; Streptophyta; Magnoliopsida; Malvales; Malvaceae
Exons: 1
Coding region: 58-570 (170 amino acids)
Source: RefSeq, a predicted model, not a curated record
UUGUCCCAUUCACCGCCUCUAUGUUCUUCGAACUCGUCCUUAUCUCCUUUUUUGUCAAUGGAAGAACAAGCUAAGGGUGCGGAGGAUUCCGUGAGAAAAAAAUCCAUUUACAGGUCUCCUCCGCCACCUUCUCCGCCACCACCAAUGACUCAAAAGCCAUCAUCAUUGAAACCAGUGAAGUCAAGGAAAGGUGGUGAAGUUCAAAUUGGGAGGAUCAACGGCAAGGCGGUGAGGUUUGAUCAUCAAAAAUCAUCGAGGGUCGAGAAAUUGAACUGGGAAAGCGUCAUGGAACUUGCACAAGAAAAGAGAGUGGUUGUUGAAAAGGUGAUGGUCGAAACUACUACUGAUGAUGAUUCAGAGAUUGAGGAAGAUGGAGCUGGUGAAACUCCCAUUGUUUCAAGCAUCGAAAGGAGCCCAAACAACGAGUAUCCAAGCAGUGGGAAUAAUGGGGGUUCCGAUGUGGAUAAGAAGGCAGACGAAUUCAUAGCCAAAGAAAGGGAGCAAAUCAGGCUGCAGAGGAUCGAUUCUAUUAAGCGAUCGAGUGGCCAGUUUAAGAGAAACUAUUCUUGAAGACACAUCGAGCUUUACAGUUUUUACACUUUUGUGUUUC